AUGGAAAUCCUAAAACCUGACCAAUUCAUGUUUACCAAACACGAGAUCGCCGAAGGUCUCAAUGUGGCAAUUUCUCUUGAGCAAGCAGGCCCACUUCUUCAAUCCUGGUUGUGGUUCGGGACAAUCACGAAAUCGUUUGGUCUGCGACUCAACACAGCUUCAAUCCACCGUUACCUGUGGUAUUGGCUGGCGGCAGAGUCUCGCGCCCACGAGGAAGAGCGAAUUCGACAUUAUCAAAUUGUCAACGACUGCUUGGAGACUGUCCAUAGAGUCUUGCCAAUGCAAACCGAUAUUGGCGACCGACACCGAGGAGGUCGAGCUGUGGAGGAUGUCUCCAUGAUAGACUCAUUCUUGGUGGACGACGACGACGACGACGACAACACCUUGCUGGCCAUUUCGGCGCUGGCGGAAAUGCUCGAUCUCACGCAGGAAGAAAUCAAUGCUGGCAUUGGUGGCACCCGGAGUCACAAUUGGAUCGAAACACUCAACGUACGUGCAUGGCUCCUCCAAGCUGGCUGGUGCAUCAACGAAGUAGCCACUGUCAUCAAUCGACUCGAAGGUUCUUACGUCAAUCUCCUGGUUUAUCUCGCCCGGAUGGACCGCUCGCCUCUUUCAAGGCAUCACGACCGCUGUAGAAUAGCAGAGUGUGUCUACUCCAAAAUCGACUACACAACAUAUCGUCCUGCACAUGUUUUGGAUGGAUGUCUUUGUUCUCUAGUCACCUUUGCGUAUCCGGAUGCCAAAUUUGUUGACACCCUACUGCACCGAGGGACACUUCCCAUUGUCACCUAUUCGACUUCCGGCAGAUCCCCCAAUCGACUGCUGGUGCGCAGACCUGAGUCCAGUGAUGACUCCAACUGCAUAUCUUACGUCGCAAUAUCUCAUGUCUGGUCCGAUCGAUUGGGAAAUCUGCGUGAAAACGCCCUUUCCUCCUGUCAGCUCCAAAGAAUCCAGGCUCAAGUGAACUCACUGUCUCCCAGUCGAAAUGGAGAUGUACCUUUCUGGAUCGACACGCUCUGUGUGCCUCGAGAGCUUACAACAAGAGGACUCGCGAUCCGAAGUAUGAGAAAGGUUUACAGCGAAGCAGAAAAGGUCCUAGUCCUUGAUUCUACUUUGUAG
This is a messenger RNA of Cladophialophora psammophila CBS 110553, 1119 nucleotides long. RefSeq lists its product as uncharacterized. NCBI's taxonomy places the organism in Eukaryota, Fungi, Ascomycota, Eurotiomycetes, Chaetothyriales, Herpotrichiellaceae. The record is from RefSeq and is a predicted model, not a curated record. The coding region runs from base 1 to 1119 and encodes 372 amino acids. The transcript is spliced from 2 exons.